CUAUAUAACACAAAACAACUUACUCUUAAGCUAUAGCUCAUUCUUGUUUGCUUAUAUUCAAAAACAUAAAUACAUUGGAGGCAUUUUCAAUUUUGACCUAUUCAUAUUACGCCAUUCUAGUAAAAUUCAUCAACGAAUUGAUAUCAGUAUAUAUCCUGGAUUUCUUCAAGUUUGUUGCUUCAACAUUUUCAGUUCCGAAUGGAAAUCGUCUUAAAAUAUUACUUUUCUAUUUUAUUUCUUAUCACUAUAUUUAUGAAUAACAUCAUUCUAACAUCAAAUUCCCUACUAAACUGCUUACGUACGACGGACUGUGAAUUUUGCUCUCUUGGACAACACUGUCAUAUGUAUGAUAGAUGCUGCUGUAAUGAAAAUCAACAGAAAACUGAUGAGUCCAAAUAUUUCGAUCCAUCAAUAUAUUAUAGUUGCAGCCUUGUUCAGAACGAAGCAUAUUAUAUCUUUGAUCGCUGUCCAUCAAAUCACAGUGAUACAAGUCAUAUAACCGGAUGUGAAUAUCUUAAAAACAACGAUAGCCCGGACAAUACUCCUGUGUUCGGUGAAACAACUAAAAGACUUUAUAGGAACCGACAUUGCGGUCUGUGCCACUCGGAAAAAUAUAUAUUAUGGGAGACAGUUUAUGACUGCAAAAAUACAGUAAAUAUAAACCCUGCCAAUAUAAUGAAUAUGAUUGAAAAUGGUAAAUGUGACAAACGGUACGCUCCUCCUGAUAAUUUAAAGCCGUAUCUGGUUCCUUGCAUUCCAAGUGUUCCUAAAUGCUCGCCUCAUAUAUUAAAUGAAACAUUAGAACAUCACUGUCUAAAUUUAGCAAGUAAGAACCAUAGAGGAAAGGACCAAUGUAUAUUAGCUAAUAGCUAUACUAAUGAAGGCAUUAUAUGUUGCAAUAAUACUGACAACAAAAAAUUUGAUUUUUCAAGUUUGCCUUCCUUAACUAUCAUUUUUUAUUAUAAUGCCAAAUAUUUAAUCAUUAAAGAACUGAAAGGCGGUACUGUAAUUGAAAAGAAAUUGCCAUUUUGUCCAAAAUACACCAAUUACGAUAAAAACACAAUGCGUUGUCGCGCGGAUUUUUAUCACCCUAUCUUAAAUUGUACAGCGACGAGAUUAAAGGACUCCGAAUAUCAUAUCACUGGUGAUGGUCUUCUCUAUUUAAAUACUACCCAACGUUGGCUCAAUCAAUCAGAAUUCAGUAUUGAUGAAGAUGGUUUAAGUAUCUGUGUAAAGAAUGAUAACAAUGAAAUAUCAAAAUAUUCCGAAAUUGAGAGCUAUAUCACAUUAGUGGGACUAGCAAUCUCUGUUCCUGCUCUAGCAGUUACUAUUCUAGUUUAUCUCUGUAUACCUGAUCUCCGUACCUUACCAGGUAAAUUACUCAUUAGUCUUUCAUCAGCACUGUUUGUCGCUGAUCUUCUCUUACUUAUCUCACCACAAUUCACUACAUCUACAGUGCUGUGUAAGUCUUUAGCUGUUGCAAUGCAUUAUUCCUUUCUAGCGACUUUCUUUUGGAUGAACGUCAUGUCAUUUGAUGCCUGGCACACUUUCUCAAGACUUACACAACUCCGGAGUUCAGAAAAGGAUACUAAAAGACUUGUAUUAUAUUCCUUAUAUGCUUGGAUCUGUCCACUUGUAAUAGUAUCAGUGUCACUGAUAUUUGAGUACACACCUGGAAAUCAUGGACUUUCUCCAGAAUAUGGAAUUGGUAUUUGCUGGAUUACAAACGUGAACAGUUUGCUUUGGUUCUUGGCAAUCCCUGUUAUCAUUAUAUUAUGCCUCAAUAUUAUAGCGUAUAGCAUCACUAUUAGAGAAUUAUAUUUGGCCUACAAACUUUCUUCAAAAUAUUUAUCAAAGCAAAACAAAAAGGUGUUCUUUAUUUACAUAAAAUUAUGCUUCAUCAUGGGUUUAACAUGGAUGUUCGCAUUCCUUUAUACGUUUACGAAGAUUGACGAAUUUUCUCUACUAUUUUGCAUUUUAAACUCUUUCGUCGGUUUAUUCAUUUCUUUGUCGUUUCUCUUAACAAGGAUCGUCUGCCGCAGUUUUCUACGUAUGUUUCUUAAAAUGCGAAAAUAUGUCGAAUCCUCAAACGCUGAUGUUUCGACGAUUACUGAAACAAACUCGACCAAUAUUCAAAAUGAAACGUCACUAAAAUAAUUGAAACUUCUCCAGAAAUAUUCUAGACAACAGACAUUCUACCACAGUACACAACCUAUUGUAAUGCUACAUUCUAUAAACUACACUGUAAAAGUCUCUAACACCACUUACUGCAUUCUAUCUCAGACUAAUUUAUGUUUAUGAUAACCUUAUAAGCGUUAAGUAUUAUAAUUAGAAUGCAGAUUUUGAUGACGUUCUUGAUAUCCUUCAACGAGCUUUCGUAUUAGAAACUGAAACAGAGUUUCCUCUCACUACACACUUUCACCAAUCUCAGAUUGUCACCCUCUCCAGCAAGCUUUUUCAGAAUGUAUCUAUUGCCAACGAUUUUUAAAUCGACUUCAGUACUUUUGUUUUCUCAUGGGGAUUAAUAACAUUUCAACAAUUAGAUAAUGUUGAAUAUCUAUAAGUUUUCAAAUAUUUUUCAUAUUCUGGAUAAAUACAUCUUCGAUCACUUUCAUCAUAGAUCUCGUUCAGAAAAAUUCACCUACGUGGCUGACAUGUACAUUCUCAAGCAUUCGCUUGUUGGCUUGAAACCAUUCUUUUCACAUCACAUGUAAUAUUUAUAUCAGAAUCCAAUGAGACUAAAUGUCGUCUGCAUCGUUAAGAAUUUUUGUUAUCUCGGAAAUAUGACAGAACAAGUACAGUGAACUUGCCGUACAUAAUGGAAUGUCCAAUAUUCUUGUAUGAGUCCUCAAGGUAAAUUUGAACUGAAAUGAAAUAAAAGACAGCAGAACUUUACAUUCUCCGGAGUCAACUGUCUCGUUGUUAUCAAACUACAAUGUUUGCAGGACAAAUUUCGAAUAUGCUGUGAACAUUACAUGUAAUAAAUAUAGCAAAAUCUAAGGAGGGCGAUGAUAAUGUGUAUUGACAAGAUUUUUCUUGUUUGGAAUAUGAGAAUGAGAAUGGUAAAAUAGCCGUUGCGUGAUGAAUAUCCAACUUUUCUGUAAACAUUCUGCUUAAAAUAAAUUUGACAGGAGGAAAGUAAAAGAAAAACAAUAGGGUUUUACAUCAUCUAUUUUAAGAAACUGGUUUCAUUUGGGGACGAACUAACUUAAAAUAUCUUCUAUCUUGUAUUGACCCAUGAUUUUUCAAACUAUAACUAAACUAAAUCUAUUUCAAACGUUCCCAUUGUGCAUCUGUUACGUUUAGAUGCGUGAUAAAUUGCGUGAUGGGAAUUUGUACAAUUCAUGACUGCUUCUAUAUCGUGAGAUAUCAUAUUCCAUUCGUUAAUUACUACUACUCUAAAUAAUUAUAUGUAUUAUGCCUCAAUAUCAU
This is a messenger RNA of Octopus bimaculoides (California two-spot octopus), 3432 nucleotides long. RefSeq names its product putative G protein-coupled receptor Mth-like 11. Gene Ontology annotation, biological process: cell surface receptor signaling pathway; G protein-coupled receptor signaling pathway. The record is from RefSeq and is a predicted model, not a curated record. Gene Ontology annotation, molecular function: G protein-coupled receptor activity. Lineage: Eukaryota; Metazoa; Mollusca; Cephalopoda; Octopoda; Octopodidae. Gene Ontology annotation, cellular component: membrane.